This is a messenger RNA of Huiozyma naganishii CBS 8797, 990 nucleotides long. RefSeq names its product Ipi1p (gene IPI1). Gene Ontology annotation, biological process: rRNA processing. The transcript has a single exon. Bases 1 to 990 code for a protein of 329 amino acids. The record is from RefSeq and is a predicted model, not a curated record. Gene Ontology annotation, cellular component: nucleus. Lineage: Eukaryota; Fungi; Ascomycota; Saccharomycetes; Saccharomycetales; Saccharomycetaceae.
AUGACUAAAUCAAGGAAGCAGAAGCAAAAGAAGAAGGAUUUCUUGAAGAAGAAGUUGAAAGUCGGGAAGACCGCUCCGAAGCCGAGCAACGUGACAGACACCUCGUACGUCGCGCGAACGAUUACGAUCAGGAAUCAGCAUUUGGAUCACCACAGCGACGACCUCAUAAAGCGGCUCCCGCUCUUAAGACACCACAACGAGACUGUUAGGAAGGAGACGUUGCAGCAUUUCAUCAAGUGCGUGCCGAAGAUUAUUAGGAGCAAGAUCAUGACGCCGCUGUUGAAGCAGAGCAUUCCUCUGAUCUGUGACAACAUCAAAUCCGUACGGGAUUCCCUGCUGGAACUCAUUGAGGAGAUUGGACUGCAUGACGAGCAAGUGCUGCAGUUGCACUGCAACGUAUUCGUGCUGUACAUAAGCAUGUCAAUGACGCACAUCGUCCCGCGGAUCCAAUGCGACUCGACACGGUUCCUGCUUGCGUUGUUGCAAUUCAGCUCGCAUGAGAUCGUGAAGCACGCAUGGACGAAACUGCUGAACGGGAACUUGACCGUGCUCGGCUGGAAUGACAAGAUCGGCGCGAAUCAGACCUCGGGCAGCUUGCAGACGAGGAAACGUGACUCCAAAAACAUAAAGACUCACCUCGACUGCCUGUACAAACUCAUCGAGUACGGUUGCACGGACCCUACACUGUCAGAAGAAGGUCCCAAGCAAAGUAACAAGUACCUCAUCCCGGAGACCCCGCAACCGUACGCACAGUUGAAACUGUUCGUUCGUUCUCUCAAGUCGCAAGAUCCAUCGGUCGCAGGCCAGGACCCGGCACUCGCAAACCAGGACCUGGCGACCCGCCGUGCCCUUUUUGCAGAGCAGUACCUCCCCAACAUCCAGCGGCAACUGCCACCGCUGAUCAGCGACGGCGGCGACUGCGGGAAGAGCGCCCACAGCAUCGAACUCAUCAUCGGCGCCGAAUUCGGAUCCGAAUCCAAAACCGGGUAA